Molecule: messenger RNA, 2478 nt
Organism: Dovyalis caffra
Lineage: Eukaryota; Viridiplantae; Streptophyta; Magnoliopsida; Malpighiales; Salicaceae
Source: the annotation of a GenBank genome assembly
AUGGCGAAGACGAACAGUAGCCGAGGUUGUCAUAUUGUUGCCUUGCCGGCCGAUCAGAGGUCAAGGAUGGACGCUGACCCUGCAAAACAAAAAUUCUACCCCAUUCGUCACAAACCUAAGCAUAGCGAUACUGCUGAUCCAAUUGCUCUUCCUUCUCUUCCAUCGCUUGCCGCGUUUCUUCUCCGAAUUGAUGGUAAGCAUGCUGUUGGUCUAUUUAUGGGUCCGAUGAUGCUCGGAGCAAAUCCGUUGUUUUCAGAAUACACUCGUCCUAUGAAACAAUCUCGAGCGUCAGAGACACUAACAGAUUUAGGACUCAUUUACUACAUGUUUCUGGUGGGUUUAGAGAUGGACCUAACCACGAUAAGAAGAAUCAGUAAAAGGGCAUGGGCCAAUGCUUUGGUUGGAAUUCUAUUCCCCUUAGGCUUGGGAGCAGGUAUGUAUUUCCUAGUACUUGGAAAAGAACUCAACGGGCAUGUUUGGGGUGCCUGGUUUUGGUCUAUUGCCCUCACAGUCACAAGCUUCCCGGAUCUUGCUCGGAUCCUUUCAGACCUGAAGCUUCUACGAUCAGAUAUUGGACAAAUGGCCAUAUCCUCAGCUUUCGUCAGUGACCUGGUAUCUUGGAGUUUUCUUGUUGUGACAAUAACAUUGAGUAAUGUAAAUACUCAUCAAGCUUUCAUCCUCCCAACCCUUGCCUUCAUUCUAUUCAGUUGGUUUGUGUUACGUCCGGUUCUUUCGCGGAUUAUUGACAAUAUUUCUUCAAAAGGAGGAAACUACAGCGACCUUUAUAUAUACUCUAUUCUUGCUGGGGUGGUCGUUUGUGGAUUCAUCACAGACGCAUGUGGAUCUCACUCUAUGAUCGGAGCUUUUAUGUUUGGACUCAUUUUACCUGAUGGAGAGCUUGGAAUGAAGAUUAUGGAGAAACUCGAAGACUUUGUGACAGGGAUCAUGCUUCCUGCCUUUUUUGUGCUUACUGGGACUAGAUGCAAUGUGGUAGAUAUGUUUGCCAAUGUUAGUGCUUUCACAGUUCUGGCAAUUCUAGUAUUGGCUUGCUUGGCCAAGAUCAUAAGCGGUUUCUUGGUUGCCAUGUACUAUGGUAUUCCAGCUCUUGAAAGUGUCGCCCUUGGAGUUCUUAUGAAUGCCAAAGGCGUUUUGGCUUUGAUUAUUCUUAAUGUUGGGAGAGACAUGAAGGCUUUGGAUAACCAAGAAUUUGCUAUAAUAGUGAUAGCAAUUUUACUCAUGACGAUUCUUGUAAAACCAAUCCCCCAUUGGACUUGUAAGACUACGAAGCAUUUCAGGCAAUACAAGCGCCGGACAUUAGAAGAAAGCAAGCCUGACGCAGAACUACGAAUCCUAGCAUGCAUUCAUACACGUCGCAACCUAUCAGGAAUACUGAACCUCCUAGAACUGUCUAAUGCAACCAGGAAAUCACCAAUUUGCGUAUUCGCUGCCCGCUUAGUAGAACUAACUGGAAGGGCUAAUGCCAUGCUAAUCGUUCAUGAUGAUGAACCACAAAAUUCUAGUGGCAACAACUGUACCGCUACCACCCGUGGGAGAUCAGAUGCUGACCAAAUCAUCAGCUCCUUGGAGAACUAUGAAAGAAAAAAUCAGUCAAUGACCAUUCUACCACUGACAGUUGUAUCUCCUUACACCAACAUGCACGAGGAUAUCCAUAACCUUGCCGAGGACAAGCGCGUGACUUUCAUCCUAAUUCCAUUUUACAAACAAUCCAGUGCAGAUGGGAUGAACCAAGAUAACCCAUCUAUCAGAAUCGUAAACCAAAAUAUACUAACAAAAGCUCCAUGCUCUGUGGGGAUAUUUAUUGAUCGAGGCCUCAGUUUGAAUGCUUAUAACGAGGGAAGCCGUCAUAGAGAGGAGCUAACUUUUGCCAUGCUCUUUACUGGGGGACGUGACGAUCGAGAGGCCUUAUCUUAUUCCUGCAGGAUGGCAGGGUCUCUGAAUGUGAGUUUAAAAGUGGUGCGAUUUCUUCCAGGUAAAGAAGCACUAGAAAUGAUAGAUAUAGAUGAGGAGCAGAAGUGUGAAAAUCAAAGACUUGUUGAUGAUACGUAUCUGAACGAGUUACGAUUUAUGACAAUGUGCAAUCAAUCCAUAAUUUGGGUGGAAAAGUUGGUGAAUAGUGGGGAUGAGAUUAUCACCGCAACAAAGGCUCUAGUUGAUGAGUAUGAUCUAUAUAUAGUGGGAAGGGGCCAUGAAAUGAUAAAGCCAUUUACUUUGGGGCUAUCGGAGUGGAGUAGUUGUGAAGAGCUUGGGCCACUAGGAGAUGCAUUAUCAACAUCUGACUUCGCACAACAUGCAUCGAUUCUCAUAGUCCAACAAUAUAGUGUUGCCACAAAAAAUAAUGGCAUGCAGCAGUAUCAAGAAGAGCAAGCUGGGCUUGCAACUUGGCGAUCUCCUUUGAGUAGUCGUAACCUUCUGGACUUCAUAAAUCACAGAAACAAGACUGAUGAAGAGGAUGAUUAA